GGCUUGACAAAGGCCUGUCACUCCGGUUAGGCCGUCAUUCAUCAUUUCUGUUGAGAAAGAUCGGCUACUCCCAAGAUCAGGGAGACAGCAACACAUACAACAGCACGCCAGGAUAUGAAACCCGUCCUUGUUGAUUUCGCUGGAUAAAUUAGUUUUAUAAUUCUAACCUGGAGAUUUUUUAAUCUGGACAUUUAAAUUACAUUUAAAAAAUAUGAUAACAGUGUUACACAAUUCAUGAAGGUAUUAGUAUGACAGUGAAACAACUCAAUGAAUUUAGUUAUUCUUUGAAUUUUUGGAAAAUUGAGACAUGAAUAUUAAAAGUGUACAUGAAGGCUUAUAGGGUAAAGGUCAGGAGAACUGACCACCAUGGCCAGGGUACAGUGCUUUGCUAUACUCACAACAGACCCCAGGGCAGUGUGCUGGGCAGGCGGUGUACUGGACGGGAAAGUCACCUUGGAUAUCACAACACCUCUGCCAGUUAGAGGUGUGAGGAUGACGUUUUUUGGUGAAGGUCGAGUUGAGUGGGAUGAAGGUCACGCCGUCUCUCAAGUGAGCAGACCAAAGAGGGUGUGGAAGAAUGUUCGAACUGUCCACGACAUUGAGAUCUACUCAAAGACGACAACGAUCCUGUAUGGCGCAGAUCCCGAGAGCACCUACAACCACAUACUACCUGCUGGCAACCACACGAUGCCAUUUGAACUUCCUGUGCCCUCUGACCUCCCCUCGUCGUUUGAAGGCACCCACGGCUAUGUGCGCUACUGGCUGGAGUGUAUGCUGGAUGUUGUGGGUCACGUGGAGCAGGUCACCAAGAAAGCUUUCACCGUCAUCAGCAAGUACAACCUCAACACGGACCCGGUGGCUGAUAAAGCAAUCAAACGUCGAGAAGAGGUGACCGUCUGCUGUAGUUGCUGUUCCCCUGGGUUCUUUGACGUAAGAUAUUACGUCAGCAGACGAGGCUACGUGCCUGGCGAGAAGAUGGUCAUAGAUCUACGUGUACGAAACUACACCAGUUCCUUACUUCACCUCACACUCAAGUUUCAAAUGAGUACAAGUUACCACGCUAAAACGAAGACCGUGAAGAUAGACAAAAGAUUACAUGAGGGGAAGAAAAAUAUAAAUCCUUCAGACGUGCUGAAAUGGAAUCCGGAAAUCGCCAUCCCUCCACUUCCGCCCACUGGUCUAGGAGGAAGCCGGGUCAUUGACAUUCGAUACUGGCUUGAGCUUGAGCUAGUAUCAGAUGCCUUCCUGGCUGAUUCUAUCAAGUUUGCCGACGAGAUUAAAGUUGGGACACUACCUCUAAACAACAUCACGUCAGCGCUGCCCCUCACUGGCCAGCCGGACUCUCGAGAUGGACGUCAUUUGCUUCCAAUAGGUUAUCCAAUGCCGGAGGUUCGGGGCCCGCCAGCACCAGCUAUCAAGGGCCAAAACGACAUUCCCAGCUGGACAGUUAGUGACGCGGAGUCAGCUGAGUCGGCGCAUCGGUAUCGUGGACAUAACGGCCACAUCAAACCAAAGUCACUUCCAUCUAGCUCUUCUGGCUGGUGAGGAAAUAAAAGCACACAAGAAUACUUGGAUUAUAUUUCAUUGGUCCUUAACGGC
Molecule: messenger RNA, 1599 nt
Organism: Physella acuta
Lineage: Eukaryota; Metazoa; Mollusca; Gastropoda; Physidae
Product: arrestin domain-containing protein 17
Biological process (GO): protein transport
Cellular component (GO): cytoplasm
Source: RefSeq, a predicted model, not a curated record